Messenger RNA from Cyprinodon variegatus (sheepshead minnow), 5770 nucleotides. It is a transcript of the gene yeats2, whose product is annotated as YEATS domain containing 2. Lineage: Eukaryota; Metazoa; Chordata; Actinopteri; Cyprinodontiformes; Cyprinodontidae. Gene Ontology annotation, molecular function: histone binding. The transcript has 30 exons. Gene Ontology annotation, cellular component: NuA4 histone acetyltransferase complex. The record is from RefSeq and is a predicted model, not a curated record. Bases 160 to 4464 code for a protein of 1434 amino acids. Gene Ontology annotation, biological process: regulation of transcription by RNA polymerase II; chromatin remodeling.
GCUAACUCUCCACUGCCCAUUUAGCAUACAUAUGUUGCUCGAGGUUUAGCAAAUAGCAAGACACGAGCAUUGGACGAGUGCAGCAAGGAUAUGCUCCCGUUGAGUUAAAAUAAGCACUUUUCUCCACGUUACCACACAUCACAGAGCACUCCAGUAACAAUGUCAGGAAUUAAAAGGAAAAUAGAAGGGAGUGAUCCAGACUAUGAUGAAAUUUCAUUGGUUCAAAGUAAUAAGAGAAACAAAACGGCAGAACAUAAUGCUCGUGAAGCGACAGUACAGAAGAUUGAAGACAUAAUCAGAGAGCAGUUCUCUUUGGAAAUGAAGAACAAAGAGCAUGAAAUAGAUGUUAUAAGCCAGCGCCUAAAUGAAGCCAGAAGGAUGAUGGACAAACUACGGGCAUGCAUAGUGGCCAAUUACUUUGCCAGUGCUGGAAUGACAAAGCCUCCAGAGCAUACCUUGAAAAGUGACCCAGCAGUGUUGAACCAUCCAGCCAUCCGCCGCUUCUUGGAGUCUCCAUCCCGUUCCUCAUCCCCUCUCAACCAGGGCUCAGAGACACAAUCCCUAGCCCAUUCAGAGUGCGAAUCUCUCUCACAGCAAGAAGAUGGAGUGGAGAGAAACGGAGAGGGAAUGUGGAAAGAGGAAAGCGGCAAGCAGGAGCGCAGACCAGGGCGAAACACUGGAAAAGACACGUUUGGUGUUCCUUCACCUAUGGAAGCAGAGCAGAGGGUGACCUAUCACACUACUGGUGAUGAAGCCUCCAGACUCUAUGUUAAGAAGACCAUUGUUGUGGGAAACGUCUCCAAAUACAUCCCCCCAGAUAAACGGGAAGAGAACGAUCAGUCGACCCAUAAGUGGAUGGUUUAUGUCAGAGGGUCCAGGAGAGAGCCGAGCAUCGACCACUUUGUGAAGAAAGUCUGGUUCUUUUUGCACCCCAGCUACAAGCCUAAUGAUCUGGUGGAAGUCAGCGAGCCUCCCUUUCAUUUAACGAGACGCGGAUGGGGGGAGUUUCCUGUGAGAAUCCAGAUCCACUUCAAAGACUCUCGCAACAAACGCAUCGACAUCAUCCACCCGUUAAAGCUGGACAGAACGUACACCGGGCUGCAGACACUGGGAGCAGAAACUGUGGUUGAUGUGGAACUUCAUAGAGAUUCUCUUGGGGAAGACUACAUGCCUAAACUCUCCUCUUCCUCCUCCUCUAACAAAGUGGCUCUAAAAGCAGCGAGUCCCAUGUCAACAUCGUCCUCAGCCCAGACGUCUGGACACCCUAGCUCUCCGGUCUCACAUGAUUUUGUUGCUGGAAAAGGUUGCCUAAAAGCAGAGGUGGCGAGGUCUGGUCAUAAUUCAGGCCUUGCUGCUGGUGAGCGCACUCCAACGAGACCUAGACCUGGUGACAGGGUCACUCUGGGUUCCCAUGGCAACUCUGCCUUCCAGCCAAUCACAGCAAGCUGUAAAAUAGUUCCCCAGGGACAAGCACCCAGCCCCGCUGAGUCUCCUGGGAAAUCGUUCCAACCAAUCACCAUGAGCUGUAAAAUAGUCUCAGGUUCGCCGGUCUCCACUCCCAGCCAUUCACCGCUGCCUCGGACACCCACCACCUCCACCCCUGUCCACAGCAAGCAGAGCACCUCCUCUGCUCUGAACAACCCAUACAUUAUAGUUGAUAAACCUGGCCAGAUGAUCAGCAUGGCGUCCUCAUCUGCUACCUCCACAGGAACAUCUUCUGCCAAACAGACUCAAGGCACUCGCUCUCCUGCACCUAAGGUUCACACUGGCACUCUCCUUUCAUCGGGGGUCAAGGUUCUAAUCAAGCAGGAGCCUGGCGAAGUUACAACACAGCAACAGCAGAUGGUUUCCACAGUAACCAGCCAGCAGCAACCUGCUGCUGCUGCAGCCCACCAGUUUGUCGCAGUGAAAGGAGGUCACAUGAUCUCCAUGUCGAGCCAGAAACGGGCUGGAGAGGCCACAGGUUCCACAACUAGCAAGGUGUUGGGUAUUCCUGUGAGCUCAACUCUUCAGUCUUCAGUGAAACAGGUGGCCAUCAGCAGUGGACAGAUUCUGGUUGCAAAGGGCAGCCCAUCUGUCUCCAAGGUGAUGGGAGGGAAGCAGGUUCUGGCUCAGGGAGUGGCUAAAGCCAUUGUCAGUGGAGCUGGCAGUAUCACGGGUCAGCCAGGCGGCGCCAAGGCUGCUGGUGGCUCAGGCGGCAAGAGUGGAGUGAUGGCUACUCUUCAGCUGCCAGCGAACAAUUUGGCCAACCUGGCCAAUUUACCCCCAGGUACCAAACUCUACCUAACCACCAACAGUAAGAACCCAUCAGGGAAGGGAAAGCUGCUUCUCAUUCCACAAGGUGCCAUCCUCAGAGCCUCUGGGGCAAGUCACCAGUCCCAGAGCGGCUCGUCAACAAGUGCAAGCGGCUCUCAGAACUCCUCAUCCUCCUCAUCUUCAAGCAGCUUACCUUCCAACCUCUCCUAUACAUCUUAUAUUUUAAAGCAAACCCCACAGGGUACGUUCCUGGUUGGUCAGCCAUCCCAGGGAUCAGGGAAGCAGGGGAAUUCCAGUUCGGCCAGUCAUUCAGGAUCGUCUGCAGCUACCUCCACCCAGCAGGCUAUCCGGGUGACGGCUGGACAGAAGGCGGCCAUCUUGGCUCAGGUUGUUGGCAGCUCACAGGGUGCACAGUUGAAGCUGUCAGAUGGUUCUGUGAAGACAUUAUCAACCCCAGGAGCAACUCAGAUGUCCAAGCCGGGUACCACCACACUGAGGAUGACAGGCGGAGUCAUAACAGCUGCCUGCUCAACCCCCGUCAGUACAGCAGGAGCAGCAGCAAAUCAACAACAGGCUGCUGAUGGUGGAAAGCCUGCCUCUCAGCCCCACUCACUCCUGGUGUCAACCAACCAAGCAGCGGUCAUCAGCGCAGCAAAAAACACCAGUGCUACCGGUUGCAGCAGCCUGUCCAAGGCAGCGGUGGCUUCUUUGGUCAAAGGAGCUGCCACAGUGACCAAGAGCGCCACUGGAUCAACUGGGGCGGUGGUGUCGCUCCCAAAAGGGGUCACAAACAUGCCUGUCGUCAGCAUGUCCAAAGGAGCUGGUGUGGGCACCGUGGUGGGUGUUCCCAAGAGCGGCGGAUCCUCUUUAGUUCCAGCAUCGUCGUUAGUCAGCGGGGUGGCAGCUGGAGGAGGAAAGACAAGUGCCGCCCUCUCAGGCAUGUUGAAGAUUCACUCUGCAGGCUCCAGCUCUCAGCAGACAGUCCUAACUAUCCCUGCUAAUCAGCUGAAGCAGCUCGGAGUUGGCGCUGGCUCUGCCGGGCUCCAAACCAUAUUUAUGCCUGUUGGUAAAGUGGUGUCUAAAGGCCCAGUUUCCAACAGUGCUUCCUCCUCCUCUACAUCCACACCCCUUGGAGCUGCUGGAGCUUCCUUAAGCCCUGCCAGCCAGAUCCCACUAUCACUAGUCCCACCUCUGGCACAAGUGAAAACGGAACCCAGUUCUGGCCCAGCAGUCACAGCUGGUCCAUCCACCCCUGUUUCUAUGCCGGCUCCAUUAUCGUCCCAUGUCCCAUCUGCAGCUGCUGCUGUUAAGCAGGAACAAGGAGCAGAUACAUCCGCACAUGAUCUCAUCAACACUGAACACAUAGAAACGAUGAUGCAGCUGCUAACUGCUGUGGUCAAGAAGUUCCCUCUAAUUGUACCAGAUAAGACUGAGGAUUCCCAUCCAUUCUGUGCUUCUUCAGUAGAACAGUAUUAUUCUUGGAAUAUUGGAAAACGCAGAGCAUCAGAGCUUCAGCGUGCAGUUGCAGUGAAACGGGUUGUCCAGGACGUCCUGGAUCGCUCACCUCGGCUACAGGCCCUUACACCCCCAAAGACCAAAGAGGUUGUCCAGUGGUGCCGACAAAGGGGCUUCACUCCACCUGACCCUGAGCCCCAACUCAGGAAGGAUGAUGAGUCCAUCGAGGACAUCCUCACACAAAUCGAUAACGAACCUGAGUGCCCAUCGACCCUCAGCAACUAUGAGGAGCUGGUUCUGCGGUUGGAACAGAUGCAAGCCCUGCUGAAGACUGAACCUGAGGAGGAAGAUGAUGAAAUAGUCGACAUUGUCACAGUGACUCCUCCCUGCCAGAAGCUGAAGGUCAAGGAAGAGGAGCAGGAAACUGACGUGGAGCCCAAGUUUUUCCUCGGUCCCUGCAUGUCCUCUCAGUUUAUCAGUGAAACAGCUCAGCAGGUUGGCGUAACAUUUCAACCAGUAGAAGUGGAGAAGAAUGUGUUUGCUCCAGUAAUCGAAGCAAUGAUUUUAAAGGCUACAGAGCAGUUUGCCAGCGAUAUCCUGAGAGAAGCUCUGGCUGGUGCCUACGCUAAAUCUCCUCCAAACAGAGCACCAAGGGAGAUCACAGCCAUGAACAUCCACCAAGCCGUCAGUAGCAUCCCAACCUGUGACUUCCUCACAAAUGCACACAUGGGUUGCCUGACUAAGGACACCUGAGGCCAAACAGAAUCUGACUUUGAGUAGAAGCGGACGUGUUAAACGGACGGGGAGCCAUAAGGAAGAGACGCUUCUCUUGACGUGAAUAAAUGCGUCCAUAGUCGGUCCCAUUGGCUCAGAAGGCGCAGCAACAGCUGAAUUCAUGAACUCAAUGAGUGAAGGGCUCAGCUUGCUCCAGAGCUGCUGAGUGACAAACCUUUUUAAUACUUUGUGUGGUCGCCUUUUAUUUCUGUUGGAAAGAAGCCACAUCAUGAUGUCUGUGUUAUUUAAUUCAGUGUAGCUGUUCUUCUCUCAUACCUCAUAACAACAUUAUUUCAGUGAUGAAGUGUUCAUACCAGAGAGGUGCUCGUAGGGGAAAUAAACCCUGUGUGAAUUAUGGAGCUAGAAACUGUCCUCCCUGCAGUCUCUUUGGGUUUGAUGCAUUGGAUUUCUGUUUUUGUUUUUCUUUUAGCUGGAGGAAGCUGUGAUUUACAGCAUAUUAAGAACGCUAAUGAUAAUCUGGGUGUUCUCUCUCUGGGUACUUUAUAUCCAACAAGAGGUUCUCCCAAAGGUGUUGCUGCUAUGGCAACGAGUGAUCAUCAUCACCCAUACCCUUUAUCCUUUUAAUGUCUUUCAGUGUUACCCAGCCAGCAGAAAUAAUUAUAAUGCAACGGUAAAAUACAAGUUUGCUGACUUUUUUUUUUCUUCAUAAAACUUGUUUUUGUCUGACAUUUGACACUAGUUGAAUGAUUUUCAUUGUGAGCUAGUGGUUAUCAUUCACAAUAGUUGGAACUGUUGUCAUAUCCAUCAUGCUAUGUAUGAUACUCACCAGUACUCACCACUGACAUUUGUUAAUUUUUGGUUGUCCAGUGUAAGUGACGUUUUUAACCUUCAAAGCUUCAGCAGAGUGAGCAGAUAGUGGAAAUACAGACCUGAAAUAAGCAGCAAAAUGGUUUCUAUAUGGGGAAUGGUGUGCAUAACCAGUACGUGUAUUAGGAUGCAUUCAAAUAGUAUUUAAAUGUUUAGUUUUUUUCUGUUUACCAUGAAAAUAUUUAUUUGUACCUAAACAACUGAGUAUGCGUGUUCUUCUUAGAGUAAAUGAAAUUAUUUGGUGAGUAUUAAGUGUUUGUCAUUUAAUAAACAUGAGCGUGUGUGCUGUUGAGCUUUGAGUGAAAGGAAACGUAAGCUGAUUGGCCUGUUUAACCGAAUGAAACCAUUGUACAAAAUACUGAAACCCUGUUUUGUAUUUUUUUUUUUGUGCAAACCAAAAAUAUGAUCAAUAUUCUUAUAAUAAACAGAGUAAAAUCUUUCUUAAAAUCUUGGAGAU